UGUUAUCGGAACUACUCCCAUUUUCAGGGUUCAACACGACGGAGCCGAAAAACACUUCUUCUCCAUUCUCCUCUGCUCGAUAACCUCCGCCCUCCCGCCAUGCUCUCCGUCGCCAUGAGCACCCGCCCCUUGCUCUUCCGCCGGCCGCACCUCCCAGCGCGAGCUGCUAACUUCACCCCAUCUUCCUCGCCUGCUACGGAGACUCGUGGAGCCAGGCCGGGGGCCGAGGUGAGGCGGUCGCUCCUCCGCUCGCGCCCGAUCGUGCUGUCAUCUGUGGCCGUGGGGAGUCUUGUUGCUGCUGGUGCUGCGAAUGCUGCCGACCUCGGGGAUUCUCUGUUAGGAUCAUCGGGACUUCUCUUGGCUGACUUAGGCAUCGGAGAUUGGUUUGGAGGUUUAUUAUUUUCAGCUGGGCAGCAAGCUAAUGAGGCUGUUCUGGAUCAGUUGUCUGCCCUCAGUUUCACUAGCUUGGCAGUAAUUUUUGGUGCUGGACUUGUAACUAGUUUGUCUCCCUGUACACUCAGUGUUCUGCCAUUGACUCUAGGAUAUAUAGGUGCUUUUGGCUCUGGAAAAGAUCGAGCUGAGGUUGUUGGAAAUUCAGUUGCUUUUUCAUUAGGACUGGCAACAACCUUAGCCAUCCUUGGUGUUGCUGCUUCUUUUGCUGGAAAGGCUUAUGGGCAAGUAGGACAAGGACUCCCAGUGGCUGCUUCUGGGUUGGGAAUCGUCAUGGGACUGAACCUACUGGAGGUAGUUGAGCUACAACUUCCCUCAUUUUUCAGCGAUUAUGACCCUCGAUCUGCUGCAGCUAACUUGCCUUCCAGUGUACAAGCAUAUCUUGCUGGCCUUACAUUUGCAUUAGCGGCAUCACCUUGCAGUACACCUGUCCUUGCCACCCUUCUGGGAUAUGUUGCCACUUCAAGAGAUCCAAUUGUCGGGGGAAGUUUGUUGUUGACAUAUACAACUGGCUAUGUUGCACCUCUUCUCAUUGCAGCCUCUUUUGCUGGAGCAUUGCAGAGUUUGCUGUCAUUCAGAAGAUAUUCCACAUGGAUAAACCCCAUCAGUGGUGCAUUUCUAUUGGGUGGAGGUGUUUAUACCCUACUGGACAAGCUGUUCCCUGCGACAUCAAUGGUGAUGUGAACUGUAGAAUUGUAGGCCAUUGUUGAACAAGAGCUGCUAGACAAGGAUCACCACUGUUGCACAUGCCAACAUAUGUCUUGCAAUGUAAAGUAGCUAAACAUAAAUGGCAAGAAAGUAUCACCAGUUAUUUUGGCUUUUAUAGGAAUGCAAAUCUGUUUAUGGUAA
Messenger RNA from Hordeum vulgare subsp. vulgare (domesticated barley), 1299 nucleotides. Its product is annotated as cytochrome c-type biogenesis ccda-like chloroplastic protein 1. Gene Ontology annotation, cellular component: membrane. Bases 100 to 1134 code for a protein of 344 amino acids. The record is from RefSeq and is a predicted model, not a curated record. Lineage: Eukaryota; Viridiplantae; Streptophyta; Magnoliopsida; Poales; Poaceae. The transcript is spliced from 12 exons. Gene Ontology annotation, biological process: cytochrome complex assembly.